CUUAAGAAAACUUUUACUGUUUCGUGAGGCACUCCUAUAUUUUGCUUGCUGAGACAAAAAAAGAAAGAAGAGGUUACUUGGUAGCGAAAUAUUCCAACCUAAUGGUGGAAGACCAAGCAAGCAUUGGAUCGCAUUCGAUGCUUUCUUAAUUAUUCACUGCUCUGCAAAGGUUUAGAUGUCUGCCUUUAUUUAUCUUUUUCCUUGUUGCUUUUUUUUCACUCGUAUACAAUACAGCUUUCUGCUGCCAGGCUCACUUAAUUUGGACAGACUCGGACUCUGCAAUCUCUUCCUGUUUCAACAAUUAUUACUCUGUCAUGGGCUCGUCUUGCUUUUGGGUCGUUGAUAGGUUUUCUCGUUGCACUUCUUUUCAUUGUAAGUUGUAACCAGUUUGGCAAUUUCAUUUAUCGUGUGCCCCAGUCGUUUUUGUGGAACCUCGAAUGACUUGAGAGUUUACCAUGAUUUCUUGAAAUUUCAUCAAUUCUCGAUUACAUUUUGAGUUGAAGUUUGUCUCUUAACUCUGCACUUGAAUUGUGUCUAGUUUGAUAGCAAGUGACUUUGCAAAUGCCAGACUAAUUGAAGGAGACCUUCAAGUUUUCGUUUACUUUUAGCCAUAUGAUAGUUGCUGGAUAAGUGAAUACAAUUUGAUUCUGCAGGAACAGAUUUUGUACUCUUGUGUUGAUAAUUAUUUUUGACGAAUGCGCUCAUUGAGUUGAUUGGAUAUCACUAUAAGUCUAUAUCAGUACAUAUGUUUAAACAAAAGGAGACUUCUCGGGAGAUAAUCAUAAUGAGAGGUAGUGGAGAAGGUGAGGAAUCUUCAGACUCGAAGCGUUCUCAGCUAGGAAAAGUAAGGACAAAAUCUAUCCAUCCACCCAUUGAAUCCCAGUGGCUUCUCCAUCCUCCAGAAGAAAUUAAGCCUUCUUCUUCAUUGCCUAAACCAGGCAUCAAGUCAAUGUUAAAUUACCCUCGCAAGAUUCGGAACUCGUUGAAGAAACUUGGAAGGGGCAAAAGCUUGCGAAUAGUCCUUGAAGGAGUUCACGAUCCAAAAUAUGAACAACUUGUUGAUUCUCUCCGUGAACAACUUUUUGUUGAAGGUCAUCUAAUGGAGAGGCAAACUGACUAUCAUUCUCUUUUAAGGUUUCUCCGGAUGAGAGACUUUGAUCUUUCAAAAGCAAAGGACACGUUUGUGCAAUAUCUCGCGUGGCGUGAGGAAUAUGGGGUUGAUGAAAUUCUGAAGGAAUUUAAGUUUGAAGAAUAUGCAGAAGUAAAGAAACGUUAUCCUCAUGGAUAUCAUGGGGUUGAUAGAAAUGGAAGACCGAUAUACAUUGAACGGCUCGGAAUGGUAGACCUUAAUGCGCUGUUGCAGGCAACUACAGUUGACAGAUUUGUCAGAUAUCACGUGUCGGAACAGGAGAAGACAUUAAAUAUUAGGUUCCCUGCAUGUUCAAUUGCAGCUAAGAGACAUAUAGCAUCCAUCACAAGUAUUUUAGAUGUGAAGGGAGUGGGAAUGUCCAAUUUCUCAAAAACUGCGAGAUCUCUCUUUAUGGAAAUUCAGAAAAUUGAUAGCAACUACUAUCCAGAGAUUCUGAAUCGGCUCUUUAUAGUCAAUGCUGGAAAUGGGUUCAAGAUGCUGUGGAAAGCACUCGGGGCUUUUCUUGAUGCACGCACAUUAGCGAAGAUUCAUGUUUUGGGAUACAACUAUCUAAGUAACCUGCUUGAAGUAAUUGAUCAGAGUAAUUUGCCAAGUUUUCUGGGAGGUGACUGCACAUGUUCUGAUUAUGGUGGCUGCCUGUUUAGUGAUAAAGGACCUUGGCAGAACCCUGAAAUUCUAGAAAUGCUCCAGUCAACUUCUAUAAUGGAAGAGAUUUACGAUAGUGAAGCAGAUAGUGAUGUUGCUUCAGAGGAGGCUAUGGAAACAAGCCAAAAUGAAGACUGCGGUGACGGAGGAAACACCGAGGCGCAAAAAAUCCACGCACUGGAAGUUGCACUUAUGGACUCCAACAAAGAAAUCCAAGCAUUGAAAGCCGCUCUUGACAACACGAAGGCGGUUUUGGAACGACUUGAACAACACAUUAAAGCAUUGAGAGUUUAAGAUUAUAAGCCAGCGUGCCGAGUCCUAAAUUCUGGUGCUGCUAUAUAUCUUAAUUAUCUCGUAUAACCACAAAAAUCAAUGAUAAUGGCGAAAGAAGAGCUUUCUGAAGGUGCUGCAUGCAGCGUGCUGAUGACUCUGCGGUGCAGUGAUAGGCUGAUUUUACUUUAUAUUCUACUGGUUAAAUUUCGAUGCAGAGCACAGGUCCAAUCUGAACAAACUUUAAAAAUUAAUUUAUUUAUGGCUUAGAGUAUAUUUUUUUUUAAAAAAAAAUAAAAUUCCAUCAACCCUUAGUCGAUGAACAUUUAAAGAAAAAUAUUUUAACCUCCAUAAA
This is a messenger RNA of Populus trichocarpa (black cottonwood), 2420 nucleotides long. RefSeq names its product phosphatidylinositol/phosphatidylcholine transfer protein SFH11. The coding region runs from base 746 to 2089 and encodes 447 amino acids. The transcript has 11 exons. The record is from RefSeq and is a predicted model, not a curated record. NCBI's taxonomy places the organism in Eukaryota, Viridiplantae, Streptophyta, Magnoliopsida, Malpighiales, Salicaceae.